Hyaloscypha bicolor E is the source of this 213-nucleotide messenger RNA. RefSeq lists its product as uncharacterized. The coding region runs from base 5 to 172 and encodes 55 amino acids. NCBI's taxonomy places the organism in Eukaryota, Fungi, Ascomycota, Leotiomycetes, Helotiales, Hyaloscyphaceae. The transcript has a single exon. The record is from RefSeq and is a predicted model, not a curated record. Gene Ontology annotation, molecular function: flavin adenine dinucleotide binding; oxidoreductase activity, acting on CH-OH group of donors.
GGCGAUGGGUCCAGAAGGGCAGGGAGCUUGCGAUGAGCGGUUGAGAGUGAGAGGGUGCAAGGGCUUGAGAGUCGUGGAUGCGAGUAUCAUUCCGGUGCAUGUCAGUGGAAAUAUUGUGAGUAUGGUGUACGCGAUUGCUGAAAAGGGAGCGGAUCUGAUCAAGGAAUAUUGAGGCUUGUAAACCGGGCAUGUCAGGUUAUCGAUCAAAAGUUG